AUGUCAGGAGUUUUCGCGCAAAAAAGCGCUAGGUAUGUUAUUGCUGAGGAAGCAACAAGUCCCAAACGUCUUUUAGAUGAAAAUGAGCAUAUUAUAGAGUUAAUUGCAGAUCUUACCAAGAAAGGUCGGUUUCGGGAAUCAGUUCAAAUGCAGACUGUUCUUCAACGUAAUUUAGUUUACCUUGUCUCUUUGGUAGACCAAAAUAACUUGAAUCUACAUGAGUCAGUUAAUGCAGGUUUUGUCGAUGAAUAA
Heterobilharzia americana is the source of this 252-nucleotide messenger RNA. Lineage: Eukaryota; Metazoa; Platyhelminthes; Trematoda; Strigeidida; Schistosomatidae. The record is from the annotation of a GenBank genome assembly.